AUGGAUGCUAAUAAUGGUCAAAUCCUUUGGUUAACAGCCAACCCUAGCAACGGUGCAGCCAGUGAGGCUGUGACAGUGGUUAAUGGGGGAGCUAAAGGCAUUCAUCAAGGUGAUCACCUCUCUCCUCUGUUAUUUGUUCUCUCUAUGAACAUUCUCUCUAAACUCCUCAAUUUAGCAGCUGCCAAAGGUACUGCUGAUUCUGUUAUUGGGGUUUCUAGUGUCCUUGAUAUGUUUUAUGAGAUGUCUGGCCUUAAGAUUAAUGCUUCGAAAUGUGACCUUUAUGUUGCUGGUAUUCAUUGUUCAAUUCUGGUGGAAAUCAAACUUCUCACUGGGUUUCAAAUUGACAGACUUCCUGUUCGAUAUCUCGGAAUUCCUCUUGUUACCAGGAAAAUUACUGAAAGUGAUUGUGAUGCAUUAGAGCAAGGUGAGGAUAAAGCUGCGAAAGGAGCUAGAGUGAGUUGGCAAAACAUCUGUCUUCUGAAAUCCGAGGGAGGGCUUGGUCUUAAAGAUUUGAAGACUUGGAAUAAAGCUUGUAUGAUCCUCCAUAUCAAAAAUAUUUUAGCAGGCGAAGGUUCUCUAUGGGUUGCAUGGGUCAAACACUAUGUUCUUAAAGGCAACAAUUUUUGGAAUUUUAAUGUUCAUCCCUCUUGUAGCUGGAAUUUAAGGCGUAUUUUUAAACUUAGAACCAAGGCUUCCUCAGUGUUGACUGCUGGAACUAUGAAAGUUUCUACAAUUUGGGAAGCAAUUCGUGAUAACAUACCCCAAGUCCACUGA
Hibiscus syriacus is the source of this 774-nucleotide messenger RNA. RefSeq lists its product as uncharacterized. The coding region runs from base 1 to 774 and encodes 257 amino acids. The record is from RefSeq and is a predicted model, not a curated record. The transcript is spliced from 4 exons. Lineage: Eukaryota; Viridiplantae; Streptophyta; Magnoliopsida; Malvales; Malvaceae.